UCAGUAUGACCUCUACUGCAGUUGAAAAUACUUGAGAGGGGAGGUUGAAUCCAUUGAUUUUUCUGACGAUGUAGCCUAUCUUUGUAGAGAUAGAGAGACUAAUUUUAUUUUGGUAGGAGCCCGUUCAUUUCUGUGCACAGCCAUCGCAAGAAGGGCUUAUGUGCUCCUUGCUACUUGAUUUCGGAGUAGGGGUGUUGUGUGUUGCUGAGGUAGAGUCCGUUUUAGCAGCACUUCAUCAACAUGGCUUUGAUUGGUGUGCAGCUGGUGGUUACCAUGGUAAUGGCCAGUGUAAUUCAGAAAAUCUUACCUCAUUAUUCCUUCGCAAGAUGGCUCCUGUGCAGUGGCAGUCUGCGGUGGUAUCAGCACCCCACGGAAGAUGAGUUAAGGAACUUGGCUGGGAAACAAAAGGGACAGAAGAGGAAAGACAGAAAGUACAAUGGUCACAUAGACAAUAAACCGCUAACUGUUCCAAAGGACAUAGACCUGCAGCUGGAGACAAAAUGCAUCACAGAAGUCGACACGUUAGCAUUGUACUACUUCCCUGAGUUCCAGUGGCUGGUGGAUUUCACAGUAGCAGCUACUGCAGUGUAUCUGAUCACAGAGCUUUACUACAGCGUUGCUCAGCCCUCAGGAGAGAUGAACAUCAGUGUGGUCUGGUGCCUACUUGUACUUGCCUUUGUCAUUAAAAUCCUUUUUUCCCUCACGGCCCACUACUUCAAGCUGGAGGAAGGAGGCGAACGAUCCCUCUGCAUUACAUUUGCUUUCUUUUUUUUUGUCAAAGCUAUGAUCAUUCUCAUUGUUACUGAAAAUUACCUGGAAUUUGGUCUGGAGACAGGUUUUGCAAACUUUUCUGACAGUGCUCAACAGUUUCUGGAGCAUCAGGGCUUAGAGUCACAGGGCCCCAUAUCUAAGCUCACCUUCAAGCUGAUCCUGGCCCUGCUCUGCUCUCUGAUUGGAGCAUUUCUAACGUUCCCUGGCCUACGAUUGGCCCAAAUGCACCUAGAUGCACUUAACCUAACCACAGCAAAAUUUACACAAACUCUGCUUUAUAUCAACUUCCUCUCCCCCCUCAUCAUGGUCCUGCUGUGGGUGAAGCCUAUUACCAAGGACUACAUAUUGAAUCCCACUCUUGGGAAAGAGAGCGUGCCUUUGAUGAGCGAGCAGACGUAUGAUUCGUUGCGGUUAUGGGUUAUUAUACUGAUGUGUGUGCUCCGGCUCGUCAUGAUGAGACAUCACCUGCAGGCCUACCUCAACCUGGCACAGAAAGGUGUGGACCAGAUGAGGAAGGAAGCAGGACGGAUAAGUACAGUUGACCUGCAGAAGAUGAUUGCACGUGUUUUUUACUACUUGUGCGUAAUCGCACUACAGUAUGCGGCACCACUGGUGAUGUUGCUACAUACAACUUUGCUGCUAAAAACUUUAGGUGGUCACUCCUGGUGGGUCUAUCCUGAAGAAGACUUGCCUUGCCUCCAUGAGAUAAACUCUGAUUCUGUUAUCGGAACAGAACAAAUAGCACCUCUAAAACCAGAUACAGUGGUGGAAACCGGAGCCCGGGCAUCUGUGGCCCAACUCUCAAUGGCUCUUGGGGGCUUACGGACUGUUUUUAGCCCCUUACUUUUCAGGGGCCUGUUCUCCUUCUUCGCCUGGUGGAUUGCUGCCUGUCUGUUCUCCACCUCUCUUUUUGGCCUCUUCUACCAUCAGUAUCUCAUGGCGGCAUAGCAUCAGCAGCAAUCCCAAAAUGUGGCAUUUAAACCUCUACUUUUCUGGACAUGGUCAGAAAAGGACUUAUUGGGGUCUUACAGAAGCCCACUCAUGACUCUGCUCCACAACUCUUCCUCCUUCACCUCCAUGUUUCUGACCGCCUCAGAACAACUGAUCAUAUCAUCAGAGCUCUUGGUUUUGCUCCCAGUGCUUCCUCCACAGAUGACUGUGAACUCUUAUUUGAUUUAACUUGCAUAGAAGUAAUGUUUUUUAUUCAUUCGAGCAGCAAAAGCGCGUAAGUCUUUACAAGGCUCACCAUUAAACACUGAGAGGUAAAUAAAUCAGUGUCAUCGGUGAAGUGACAUAAAAACUUUACAGACAGAUUUAUUAAUUUUACACAAUAAAAUAAUCAGAGAUUCUGAUUGUUAUUAGUAAAUGGAAAAAUAGCUUUCGUGCAAUUCUGCUUUUCUCCAUAGAAACUGAUGACUAAAGCCAUUUAGUGACUGCAGUCUACAUGCCGUUUUUCGGUAAUCUCAAACAUUCUCAGAUAUCUUUAACUAUAAAAUGCAGCUCCUUUAAUGCUUUUCAACAAGUCAAUUAGAGUACUAAUUUUAAAAUGUUAUAAUUUUCGUUAAAUUAUCUCUGAUUUCAAUGAUCGCCAGGUCAUUCUUUUUAUCGUAGCACAUUUUAUUGAUUUUACUGGUAUGAAAGUAAAAUCGCUACAAUUUUACUGAUUUAGCUUGAAAAUUUUGAAAAAAACGCACAAUCUAUUUAAAAUCUGUAACCUGACGCUCCUCCUCUAAGAUAUUAAAACACAUUGAUUAGAGUAAUUUCAAAAUUACUUAUCAUUUUUCUUCAAUGUUAUUUUGAUGUGUAAAUUAAUUAAAAAGUACAAUAUAAACACCCACUAAAUUUAGCAGUUAUCAAGUGCUAAAUGUAAGACUAUUAUCUAGUUUGACACUCAGCUCUUCAAGAAUAACAAUGGGAGUCAAAUUUUUUGACAAAUAUAAUUGACAUUAGCUGAUUGUUUUGAAGCUAUCUGUUUAGAUCUUAGUGGGCUGGCCAACAGAAGUACCACUUAUAUGAAAUCCACAAUAAUGUUUAGAGAAAAGUGUUAAUUAAAAAGACAGGUGAGUGGUCCUCUUUUAUUUUCCACUCACUGUAAUUUUUGUCCAGAGUUGAAUUUUAAAUAUUCUUGUCGAAGGAAAUGUGAAUCUCCCACAUAAAUACCCAUUGACGGAUUGGAAAGGAGCUACAUUUAAAUCACAGAAUAUCUGGAUCAUUCUAAUCAGACUGUGGUUUCUUUUCCUUAUCAUUUUUGUGUUUUCUGUUUGUUUGGGAACUGAUUUCUACCACGUUUUGUUCACUGGUUAGUUGCGUCUUGCUUUGGUACAGGUCAUUUCUCCUCUACACCGGGUCUUAUUAGGUUUGGUCUUUUUGUUCCCAACCUUUUUUGGAUAAUGAAAUUGGUUGUCUACCUCGGGAUGUUUUGUAAACACCAUGUGUCAGUUUGUGUUCACUUUGGGGACAUUUUAUACCUGCUUUGACAACCAGCUGUUUUAAAUAAGUGUACUAUAAUCUACUCGCAGACUACUGUAAGAAAAUGCGUUAUGACUGUAAAGGCUAUUAAUUAGCCUUCUGCUGGAGGUUGCUCAUAGUUUUGGUUUAAUCAAGGGGUCAUAAAGUGUUAAAUUUUAUAAGACUGAAAUGACCCAAACAGGGAUCUGAACCACAAUCUUAGGAAAAUGGGUUUUAUUUGAAUUAUAUUUGUUUGGCAUUUAUUUUUCUUUACAAUGAUACAGAUAAUUAAGGUUGGGACCAAAAAGAAACAGAAUGGGGUUAUGAGUUGUUCUUCACUCCUUAAGUCUCUUAAAAUUGUGUGUUGUUAAACAAAUUAACCUGUUUUAUUAUUAUUAUUAUUAUUAUUUUGUACCUGAAAUGUCUUACACAGUCUUGAAACAUUGUAUUAAGGACCAGUGAGUUUCUGCUUGGUAGUGCUGUAGUCCAGCUCAGGUUUCUAGAGUUGGAGAGCAAGAGAUGGACUCGCAGAAGAGAUGAGAUCGUUUCUCCUCAACUUGAAGUUGAUGUGCUUAGAGUCAUCUGACUGAGCUCUCCAUACAGGACAAAGUUGAAUUUAAAUAUGGAAGGAUUUCUGGUGUAUUUGUCAUGUUUAUAGUUUGUUACCUUCAUGGUUUUACUUGAGUCAUUUUAGUGGGCGUGUGAGAGGACUAAUGUGUUUUACGGGAGGCCAACGUGUGUGGGGCUCAGUCGGGGCAACAGCUUAUGCCCCUGUCUGUCUGCUGGAACGUGUUCACUGCUGAUCGUCAGCUGUAUACUCAUAGGGCAUUGUUAUGAAGAGAAGUCAGCUGCUUUAAGAUGGCAUAGUUGUUGUUUUUUUUUAUCUCGAACAUUUAAUUGUGCAUUUUUAGAUUUUUUUCGUAAAAUAUACGUUUUUAAAAUGGUGCCAAGUAAGGGUCCUAAUACCCAACAAGUCUGUGCUUUGUUGCUGAAGGUUUUAUUUCUGCUACUUUGUGAAACUGCACUACAACUCUGCGGCCUUCAGUUUUUCUGUAGAUCUGACUUGUUACAUUGGGAAUUAGUGGUUGUGGUUCACACAAGAACCACGUGUUCAGUAAGUCUCUGUGGAUUGUUCUACGUCGGUAGGAACAUAUAAAUAUGCGCACAAGGAAUCAUUGUGCUUUUGACUCACUGGCCAACACACUUGCCCAGUGUUAUUAGGAAUGUAGGGCACAUUGUGUCAGGUUAAUUUCAAAUUAUUGUUUUCUUUGGUUCAGCUGUUUAUCUUUGGGCUUAACGUGUGAUCAAGCUGGCGUUUAUGAACUCCAGACAUCAGUUUUGAUACAGCAACCUAUUCCAGCAACACCAUAUCAAAAUUUUUUAAAUCCUGAUUUUCAGUCUUAGCUUUUGUUUGUAUCUGUUUGAAACGAUGGGGAAUAUGCACAUAGUGAAUGUAUCAAUCCUGCCUGAUUUUUAGAUUGCGUUUUAAUAAAUUGAUUUGAGUUGAUUUAACCCCCUUCCACCUACUUCACUGCAAUUUUCAAAUUCAUUCCUUGUCAAAUGUGUUUAAUCUGAAUCUCAUCCUAAUCAUAUUUGUCGUAAUCAUUUAUAUUUUGAUUUACUUUUUUAUAUUUAUUUACUUAUGCCUGCAAACAUUUCUAAUUUGAAUUGUAAGUCGUUCAUUUUGUUGUUGAAGUGCACAAUGGCUAAAAUCUUUUUUUUUUUUUUUAAAUGUGUUUGACAAAUCUGUGAGAGAUUACCUUUUAUUUAAUAGCCUGGUCUGGGUAAUUGAAAAUAAUAUUUUGGAUAUUUUCAGAAUCCACUGUCCAGAUGAACAGAUGUUGAUAUUUUCAGUUUUUUACCACUAUUAAGUGUUUAUUGCUCAUUUUUGGGUUCACAAACUAAAAUAACACAUGUUGUUCUGUCGUGUAUUUAUUUCUGCUUUAGAUUUUGUCUAAAUAAAUUAUGUUCUUUUCUUUG
Molecule: messenger RNA, 5199 nt
Organism: Xiphophorus maculatus (southern platyfish)
Lineage: Eukaryota; Metazoa; Chordata; Actinopteri; Cyprinodontiformes; Poeciliidae
Gene: tmem161b
Product: transmembrane protein 161B
Exons: 12
Coding region: 241-1719 (492 amino acids)
Source: RefSeq, a predicted model, not a curated record